AAGGAGAAAAGCCUUUGACAGGUCAUGUGCCGAUGUUAAGGAAGGGAUUAAGAGCGAUAUCGGCUAAAUCCUAAGCUAUAUAAGAUGGAACCCAGAAGCUUAUCCACCAUUCCUCCACCAGCAUCGUCCCUGGAUCAGCGACUACUAGUACGUUCCAACGGUGACACCAUGAAGGCCUUUGCUCUCGUUUGCAUGACAGCCAUGGCAGCUGCUGCCAGUGCUGCUGUCGUUCCAGGUGCUCCUCCAGCAGCUCCAGCCAUUCCAGGACCAGCAGGAGCUUUAAACCCCAUGUCUCCUGGCUUUGGGGCAUCCUUCGCCGGGCCCUUCUCGAUGUACAUGAUGCCCCCAGCGGGCAUUCCAGGCGUGCCCGGAGGCGUCCCUGGCGUCGUAGGAGGCCUUCCACUUUCCCAGCUCGCAAUAGGAGGAGCCCCAGGGGUUAUUGGAGGUCCUCUCGUCGCCCCAAGCAUGCCCCCAGCAGUAGCUGAUCUUGUGAAGAAGAAGGUCGCCCUGGGCACCGGAGCAGCUGCCCCAGCCUCUUAAACCGCUGAUCCACCCUGAAGCUCAAGUUCGCCGUUCACUGAUUUGUCAUGGCUGUUGUAAAUAGGAGUGAAUCACUUAACGAUGUCUUCCAACACAAAAACUAAACUGGAAACUCCCUGGUGAUAAUUUGGCACUGAUCAACUCAGUCAUUUACAUAUUUGGAAGAAAUGAUGGAAGACUCUAUCACUGUAUUGUCUAUUAUGCAGGGUGGUGAAACAAAACUUCCUCUCAAAGAUGCAUAUUGUAAACUUCAUUGAAUGGAAAUUCCAGACUGACAUUAAUUUCGAAAAUCAGGUUUGUGAAGUAUUUUACUUACUAAAAAUUAACUGACAUUGAUUUUAGAUCACUGUGUGAAGAUCGCUUUGCAAUCUUAUGUCGCAAGAUAUUGCAGCGGGUGGAAGAUAUUAAUCAAGUUAUGUAGUACAACCAAAAUGCCUGUAUUCGAUCUGUUGAUCAUUCACAGUAAUAAAGCUUUUAUUGUAGUUAGA
Macrobrachium nipponense is the source of this 1028-nucleotide messenger RNA. Its product is annotated as elastin-like. The transcript is spliced from 4 exons. The record is from RefSeq and is a predicted model, not a curated record. Bases 85 to 540 code for a protein of 151 amino acids. NCBI's taxonomy places the organism in Eukaryota, Metazoa, Arthropoda, Malacostraca, Decapoda, Palaemonidae.